AUGGAAGCCGGCCUAGAAAAUUUCGAAGGUGUACGUUUCUAUAAUGGAACCCGAUACGAGGGCACCUGGAAUGCACUCGGCAUGGAUGGAAUCGGCAGAUACGUUUCCCCCCAUGAUGUUAAGUUGGAAGGAGAAUUCCGCAAAGACACGUUUCACGGUCAUGGCACCGCGUAUUGGCCUUGCGGGCAAAGGAUGGACGGUGUCUGGUCUCGAGGUGAAUGCAAAGAGAACCGAUACAACUUCACAGAUGGUUUGAUCUUCCUGAAAAAUGGUUGGAAAUACUGUAAAUUCCCCGAUAGACGCUACUACACCUGUCUGAAAUACGGAUUACGUCCUGCCGGGGCAACAUUGCGUAUCGAUAAGGAAAAGGGGACUACGAUUCCAACCUUUGAUUACGAUGCGGGAAUCGGAAUCUUUAAUCCUCGUACGCAUUGCAUCGCGUCUUACCGAGAUCCAAACAAGAUACUGGAAAUACCGACCGCGAGGAUCGCUCGAUGGAUCGUAAACAACUGUCGAAAGGGUUGGACCGAACCGACGGGACAUCGCCGGUCUCUUUACGAACGUUGGAUUCCUCGGGAAAACCACGUACACGUUUCUCCUCUUCCACCAUUGCAAUCGCUUCCAAAAUCUUGCUUCGAAUCUUGGUGGAAAAGGUGGGAAAUUCUAAACAACGAAUUAUUACUUUAUGAAACUUUGUCGGUCCACCUUGCAGGUUAA
Molecule: messenger RNA, 717 nt
Organism: Nomia melanderi (Alkali bee)
Lineage: Eukaryota; Metazoa; Arthropoda; Insecta; Hymenoptera; Halictidae
Product: MORN repeat-containing protein 5
Source: RefSeq, a predicted model, not a curated record